This is a messenger RNA of Symbiodinium necroappetens, 816 nucleotides long. Lineage: Eukaryota; Dinophyceae; Suessiales; Symbiodiniaceae. The record is from the annotation of a GenBank genome assembly.
AUGCUGCGGGUGCGGAGUGCUUCCGGCGAGGAGCUUUGCUCUGUGGCUAGGGAGCAGGUCGGCGUUUGUUUGGAUCUGAAGCGGCAUCUUCGCUCUUUGCACGGCUUCCCGCUGUGCCUUCAGCAGCUGCUGCGCCAGGGUCGUUGCCUGGAGGACGGUGAUCCUGUGCACGGGGAGCCUGACGAGAUACAGCUCGUUCUUCUUGAGGUCAUCUCGGAGGCGCAGAGAGGUGAGGCUGGAAAGGAACUUGUGCUUGCUGCCAUGUCCGGGCUUCGUGAAGCCGUGCGCCUCCUUCUGCAAGCAGGGGUGGAGAAGAAUUGCUGCUGCAAAGAUGGCGCCGGCGGCAAGGCGACCGCAAUCCUUUCAGCAGUCCAGGCUGGUCACACGGAGAUUGUACGUUUGUUGGUGGAGGCUGGUGCUGACCAGGACAUGCGCGAUCACCACGGCAGGACAGCUCUGAUUCUGGCUGCCGCGUCCGGGCAAACCGAGAUUGUGCGCCUGCUCGUAGAAGCAGGUGCUGAUAAGGACUUGCGAGAUAGUUUCGCUAGAACGGCUCUCAUAGCUGCAGCUUACAAAGGCCCCACAGAGAUCCUUCGUCUUUUGGUCGAUGCCGGCGUCGACAGCGACCCACAGGAUAGCUUUGGCAGGACAGCUUUGAUGGUGGCAGCCUCCUGUGGCCAAGCUGGGUUUGUACACUUGCUUCUGGAAGCCGGUGCCAAAACUGACUCGAUAGAUAACUUUGGAAGAACCGCUUUCGCUCAUGCUCAUGACGCAGGCCAUGCUGAGACCGUGAGCUUGUUGCAGCACGUCUCCUGA